GCGCUGGAAGUGCAGAUGUUGAGCAACAGCUGGAAGCUCUGCUUCGAGAAGCACUCUGUUCCUCCUGAGACAGAGCAGAUAUGAGCUGCGAGGAACGAAGUCGGCGCAAUGAACAAAACAUAACUUGGUGUGUUGUUGAAAGCUGGAUGUUGUAGCUCGUGUGUACAGGAAUGGGUUUGUUUUUGUACACAGUUGGGCCUGUCAGUACCACAGAGGCGACUCUCGACCGGCAGGCACAGCGAUGUGUUGGGAAGAAUAACCGGAGCUAUGUUUGUGAGUCAGGACACUGCUGUGAAGACCAGGAGUGCUGCGACUACUUCUUUGAGUUAUGGUGGUUCUGGUUGGUGUGUGCCAUUUUCUUCAUCCUGACCUGUUGCUGUGUGGGUCAUCACCGCCGAGUCAAACACAGGCUGCAGCAGCAGCAGCGACAGCAAGAGAUCAACCUUAUUGCCUACAGAGAGGCUAGCAACUACACCUCAACUCCAUUCUACUUCAGGUUUCUCCCAAGCUCUCUCCUUCCUGAUUAUGAGGAUGUAACAAAUAAUCCUCUCGCCCCACCUCCUCCUUACUGCAACUUAAACUCCGGACCACCAGAUUGCACCAGCAAUGACCAGGAGGAGGAGCAAUGUCCAUCCAGACAGACCACUCCUGUGCCCACAUCAUCGACAGCACUGUGCUCCAGUCCUGACAUAGUGGGGCUUGAGACCUCCAGGGAGAACCAGCACAGAGAUGGUGGGAAAGACACAGAGACCAUGUUGAAGGAGGACAUGGAUCCCAAGGACCAAGAAACGGAUGUGGAAUUACCUGAAGAGGAGAAGGAUGGGGUCAUGGAAAGACGGCGCCACUUUACAGGCGACUCUGGCAUUGAAGUGUGUUUGUGCAGCCGAGGAACCGGGAGCCACAGACCUAAAGAGCUUGAGAUGCUGUUCAACAAUGAAGGCCAUGGCAGCUCGAUGGAGUUUUGCCACAGUUACGACAAAGACGGCAAGCAGGGGACAGAGCUUGACGCAUCACCACCAACACCACCACAGCUCUAUCCUCUCUGCCUGUGUUUGCAUACCAUUAAUGAGCAGGAGGGGCCACAGGAGGGCCAGAGCUAAGGGGUAUUGAUAGCAAACAUAAAGGGAAAACAGAGACGCAAGAGUACCUACCUUGUUCUGUGGAUAGUGUAUACAGACAGUGAUGUCUGUGUUAGUAACAGCUGUGCUGAGUGGGGAAAAGAACUGUGGUGUCUAUCCUAGAAACACUGGUUUAUGGUGGGAAUACAUCCUGGAUGGGACACCAGGCAUCCAACACACAUUUGCGCACUCAUUCACACCGGAGGUAAUCUGGAUUAGCCAAUUCACCGUCUGGCAUGUUUUAGAGCUAUGAACAGUGUUCAGUUCACACACAAGUUCAAUAGAAUUGUUUGGUUUAUUUAGGCCAUGUCCACACUAAUACGUUUUCGUUUGAAAACGUAUAUUUUUCUCUCCGUUUUGGCCAACGAAAAAGUCAACGAAAACGUAGCUGUUGGAAGGCGCUCUCCAAAGCGGAUACAUUUGAAAACGCCGUCAUUGCGUCUUAGUGUGAACUGUGAAGACGGAGGCUUUUGAAUACUUUGACGCAUUUUUAGUCAUGUGAUGCAGUCGAAAGUAAAUAAACGCCUAGCAGAAAUGAUGCAGGUCGAAGCUUUACUCAUGCGCAGUAGGGAGAUGUAAGCGUUGUCAUACAUUUCAUUGUGGAUGAGCAACUUUUGGAAAACAUUUGAAAAUGAUAAUGUGGACGCGGAGCGUUUUUAGACGUAAACGCCGUUUUCAAAUAUAUCCGGAUUAGUGUGGACAUGGCCUUAGCCAGUUGGGUUUCAGUGUUAACAGCGUUAAGAGUUAGCAAUGAUCUACUAUCAUAAAAUAAAAUAUGUGAACUGUAACUUAAUUUACAGCUAAAAUGGCCAAUGCUUUGCACUUUUGUUUUUUUAAAUAUCUUUUACCAAAAUAUUUUAUUACAUUAAUUUCCACAAGAGGGCCACAUGAGUAGUUUUGAUUUUCUAAGCCUAGGUCCAGUCCUACUCGUAUAUUACAUAAGUUAAAAAUUGUAAUCUUGAAAAAUAUCCUCAAAUAUUUGCAACAAAAAGUUUAAUAUAUUCUUAAAUUCAAUACUAUAAUCUCUUUAUUAGCCACAGCUAGGAAACAACAGCAGAAGACCCUUCUUUCAUUUGGUUCCAAAGAAAAAAAAUAGUUGUUAUUAAGUAUGUAAUUUUAUCUGUGUGUGUGUGUGUUCUUUAGAUUAAGAUUUGAGUAAGUAAGUCUGCAUUAUUUUCAAUUCCUCAAAUGAAUUAAUUAUCAAAUAAUUUUUUUUAAUCAAGUAAUUUUUGUAUUUUUGCAGUUGACAUUUAUUUAAACGCUAACUAACUACCCGCGUUAACUAAUGUUUAAUUACUUUUGGACUAAAAAUAAUAUGAAGAAUCGAAAACCUACUGAAGUGUUCUUUGUUCACGUCACUGAUGUUGUAUGAAUGCUGAAAAUUCCGUUGAAUAUAAAGUGGCACCGUUGACAUUGUUCUAUUGAAACAA
Messenger RNA from Tachysurus vachellii, 2548 nucleotides. It is a transcript of the gene wbp1lb, whose product is annotated as WW domain binding protein 1-like b. Bases 171 to 1100 code for a protein of 309 amino acids. The record is from RefSeq and is a predicted model, not a curated record. NCBI's taxonomy places the organism in Eukaryota, Metazoa, Chordata, Actinopteri, Siluriformes, Bagridae. The transcript is spliced from 4 exons.